GACAGUUGUGGUUAUGUUUUCUAGUGUAUAGUAUAAUAGUUUGUACAAUUAGACUAACAAUAUCGGUAUAAAUGAUUUUACGAAUAUAAAUGAAUCAUGUCAACUUGUAAAAUACACAAUAUUAGAUUCUAUAAUUUAGAACCUCGUUCUGUUACUUGUUUAUCUUACGAAUCAAAAACAAGAAAGUUAGCACUAGCAAGAAAUGAUAAUUCCAUUGAAGUCUGGAAUGUUGGAAAUGCACCUUUUGUAGAGUGUACAAUAGCUGGUAAACCAGAAAACUCCAUUGAAAGUAUCCUAUGGAUUGGUUCAAGAUUAUUCUCCACGGGUCUUCAUGGAAUGAUACCAGAAUAUGAUUUAACAACAUUGUCUGUUAAAAAUGAGGUUGCAGUUACUGGAGGUGCAGCUUGGUGUAUGGAUGUUAACCAAAAGAAAUCCUGCUUAGCUAUUGGUACAGAAGAUGGAUAUAUUAAUACGUUCACUGUAACAAGUGAUGCUUUGAUAUAUGAAAGGAUUUUUGAUAAACAGAAGGGAAGAAUUCUUUGCAUUAAAUGGGACAAUACUGGAGAAAUGAUUUAUACAGGAUCAACAGAUACUAUUAGGGUUUGGAGUGCUAUAUCAGGUCACGCAAUUCAUAAAAUGACAACUUCUAGAAAGGAAGCUAAAAAAGAAACUAUUAUUUGGUGUUUAGCUGUCACAGAUGAUAAUGUUAUAGUUUCUGGGGAUUCACGUGGAUGUUUAUCAUUUUGGGAUCCUCAUAUGGGUACCUUGAUUGAAUCCCAUGAAAGUCAUAGUGCAGAUGUAUUAGCUGUUACUUUAUCUCAAGACAUGAACAUUGUAUAUUGUGCUGGCGUAGAUCCUGUGGUAAGAAGUUUUUGUAAAAUAAUUACAAAAUCCACAGGCAAGCCACAAUGGGUAAAAGGAAUUGAAAGGAAGUUACAUGCCCAUGAUGUGAGAGCUCUGGUUGAUGCAGAUGGAAAACUAUAUUCUGCAGGCGUGGAUGGAUAUUUAGCCCAAUCAAGUUAUCCACCCAAGGUCCUUGUUAAAUAUCCACCACUGCUUCAACCACCGUGUGCUACUGUCUGUAGAAAAUCUAGGUGUAUUCUAUUAAGAUACACAAAUUUCCUUGAGUUAUGGAGGCUUGGUUCUACUGCAAAGGUGUCCCCAGAAUCUGUACAUCCUGGUAUGUUCCAUCAGUUAGAAGAAGAACCAAUGAAAUUGUUACAGUUAAAAACAAAAGGUGAUGAGAAUAUCAUUUCCUGUGCUAUUAACAAAGACUCCAAAACAAUUGUGUAUUCGACUGAUAGUCAUGUUAGAGUUUUUAACUUCGACGUAGUUGAUGGAGAUGCACAAUUGUCGCGGAAUGAUUUUGACAUUCCCUCAAGUAGAAUACAAAAGAUGUUGUUCAGUCCAAAUGGUAAACUGUUCUUAACGAUUAAUAAUGAAAAGAAGAAAAAUACAGUAACAUUAUAUAAAGUGGAAAAGAAACAUUUGAGGCAGCUUGGGUCUUUUCACACAAACAGGGAGUUCAUUGUGCAUGUUGGGCUUGCUUGUUUCUCCCCUGACAGUAAAUAUUUUGUGUGUGCCGAUCGUGACGGUAGAAUUGCUAUAUAUAAUGUUAGUGAAGCUGUGAGCACAGAUGCACCCGCUGUAUGGUGCUUGCCUAAGUACAGUUGUGCUCCAACGGCUAUGGCUGUACAGCAGGAUACUCUGAACUUAGUUGUUGUAUAUUCUGAUCACAAGAUCGUCGAGUACAACAUUCAGCAAAGACAGUACACAAAUUUCUCGAAUAAUCUGCAAAGUCGACUGCCGAAGCAAUGGCUGGCACGGUCGUUCCCCAUAACAAAUAUAAUUUUCGAUCCGCGGAACGAGAACAUUAUCAUAAUGCACGACGACUCGACGGUUUAUGUGAUUAAUAAGUCGAACGAGCUUCCGGAGAAGGAAGCUAAGAUUCCAAAACGCGAGAACGGUGAGAUCACGGAGGACAGUAAUUCCAUCCUGAGUUCGCAGUCUCAGCAAGCUUUCCAAGUUCUUAAGAAGUAUAAGCACUUGGUCUAUUUGAAUUGGUUGAACGAUGAAGAAAUGGUUGCAGUUGAAGUGAACCCGAUAUCAUUGUCGGAGAAGUUACCACCGACUCUCAAACAGAAGUGGUUCGGAGUGUAAAUAAUAUCCAGCGAACGAAAUGAAUUCUCGUUUUAACGGGAAAAAAAAUUGAUGUACAAAGCAAUCAGCAUAUUUUCUGUAUAAAUUCUAUCCAGACAUUUUGAACUAUGUAUUUCGAAAACAAUGUCAUUGUAUCAUGACCAUACUGUUUAUAUGUGGACUACCAUAAUCUAUUUUUUAAUACAAGUGUUACAGUGUACAAUGCAUUGUAUACAGAAAAUAUAUA
Molecule: messenger RNA, 2386 nt
Organism: Dufourea novaeangliae
Lineage: Eukaryota; Metazoa; Arthropoda; Insecta; Hymenoptera; Halictidae
Gene: l(3)72Dn
Product: cirhin
Exons: 4
Coding region: 97-2160 (687 amino acids)
Biological process (GO): maturation of SSU-rRNA from tricistronic rRNA transcript (SSU-rRNA, 5.8S rRNA, LSU-rRNA)
Cellular component (GO): small-subunit processome; t-UTP complex; 90S preribosome
Molecular function (GO): protein binding; RNA binding
Source: RefSeq, a predicted model, not a curated record